Molecule: messenger RNA, 3418 nt
Organism: Larimichthys crocea (large yellow croaker)
Lineage: Eukaryota; Metazoa; Chordata; Actinopteri; Sciaenidae
Gene: mier1b
Product: mesoderm induction early response 1b, transcriptional regulator
Exons: 13
Coding region: 139-1821 (560 amino acids)
Biological process (GO): negative regulation of transcription by RNA polymerase II
Cellular component (GO): nucleoplasm
Molecular function (GO): histone deacetylase binding; transcription corepressor activity
Source: RefSeq, a predicted model, not a curated record
UUAGCUCGUAAUGUGUGAUGUGAGUUAGCCAGUGGAGUAAAUGGACACAGCGAGCACUCCGCCUGCUGUAGCUAACUGUGGUUAAACACAGGCGGUAAACACUGUGCUGUGUCUCUGCUGUUCACAGUGCAAGCAUGAAUGUUCGCACAGGAAGUGGAGACAGUCUUCUUUGUUUCUUUUCUGGUUAAACUGCAGCCAGUUUUUAGGGCACGGGGGUCGGGCGCGCUUUUUUUUCCCUCAACUCCCCGGCUGUGUUCCUCUGCCAGAGCAACUCGUCUGUGUCAACCCUCCCUCGGGAAUUCGAGCCCAGGAGGUUCAGCAGGUUCCGAUGACCAUGAUUUCGACCCAUCAGCGGACAUGCUUGUUCACGACUUCGACGACGAACGCACCCUGGAGGAAGAGGAAAUUCUGGAGGCGGCAGACGAGACCAAUGAAAAUGAAAUCGAAGAUCUUGCGCGAGAGGGAGAGAUGCCCAUUCAUGAGCUGCUGAAUCUAUAUGGAUAUGGAGGCGGUUCACCAGCAGAUGAGGAUGAAGAGGAGGAGGAAGAAGCAGAAGAAGAAGAGGACGAUGAUGAUGAAGAGGAUGAGGAAGAGGACCUAGACAAUGAUGAAAGCAGCAGAAGUACUGGCAAGUUGAAAAGAAAUGAGGGUGAGGGUGUUAAGAACUCGUCAGGACAGGGGGAUGAGGCCCAGGCGACCUCUGAGGGUCGCACGCGCUCAGUCAGGUCCCUCGGCACAGCGGAUCUUAUUCGCCCCCAGAAGCUCAAGUACUUUGAAAGUAAUAAUGAUGCAGAGGAGGAGUCAGAUGAAGAUGAGGACUAUGUUCCAUCUGAAGACUGGAAAAAGGAAAUCAUGGUGGGUUCCAUGUAUCAAGCAGAAACUCCUGUUGGCCUGUGUAAAUAUAAAGACAAUGAAAAAGUUUAUGAAAAUGAUGACCAGCUGUUGUGGAACCCCGAGUGUCUUCCUGAAGGCAAAGUGGUGGAGUUCUUGACGGAGGCAUCAAGGCGGACGGGAGAGGAGAAGGGAGUGGAUGCAAUCCCAGAGGGAUCCCAUAUCAAAGACAAUGAACAGGCAUUGUAUGAGCUGGUGAAAUGUGACUUUGACACAGAGGAAGCUUUAAGAAGACUUAGAUUUAAUGUAAAAGCAGCCAGAGAGGAGCUAUCGGUCUGGACUGAAGAGGAAUGUAGAAAUUUUGAACAAGGACUAAAAGCUUAUGGGAAAGACUUUCAUUUAAUACAGGCCAACAAGGUGAGAACUAGGUCUGUAGGAGAAUGUGUGGCCUUUUAUUACAUGUGGAAGAAGUCUGAGCGUUAUGAUUUCUUUGCACAGCAAACCAGACUUGGGAAAAGGAAAUACAACCUUCACCCUGGUGUCACAGACUACAUGGACAGAUUACUGGACGAGACGGAGAGCGCAACGUCCAGCAGGGCGGCGUCACCUCCUCCCACCACCUCCAGCAGCAGCGCCAGCCACUCAGAGAGAGAAGACAGCAGCAGUCAGAACGGUAUUGCAAGCCACAAUUCAAGCCACCCGGUGGACAGCACUCAGACGCCCCCAGCUAAUCAAGUCAAACCUGAGUCAGUUCAGUCCAACGGUCCCUCCCAUCCAGUUGUGGAAGUUCCUCCUCCCAUUCCAGACAGCAACUCCAACGGCUGCAGCCAACCCAGCGCACCUAGCCACGACCGAAAUGGUUCCCUAGAGCCUCCGCUGGAUCACAGAGACACAGCAACAGCACACGAAAGGCCGGCCAAGAGAUGCAGGACUGAGGCGGAACCGUUGGGCCAAAGUGAGGUGGAACCAUCCAGAACGCAGGAGAACUGAAGGACCCAGAGCUCAGUGAUGUUGACUAAUAGACGCUGAAUUGGGGUGACAGAUGUAGUCCCAGCUUCCCCUCUUACGGGUAGAGGUAAUGAGGAAGAUAAGCCCCUCUUGGGGCAGUAUCUCCUGAGAGCAAACUUUUUAAUAAAGUCAAAGGUCACUGAAAGCCACACCUUAAAGAACACAGCCAACCAAACCGCAGCUGGUCCUCCAGGAGGGGCGCCCCGUCCCUCCCAACCCAUCCAUGUACUGACUGCCUGCAAAGCUCAUCCCAAAGUACCACAGCUCCAUCGUGUCCUACAAAACAACUUCGACCCAUCAUCCAUUUCUGGAGACUGACUGACAAAAUUUUUGCCAAGAAUUUCCUUUUUUUUUUCUAUUUGUACUCAAAGAAAAGAAAUCACCCGUGAAUAUUUUUUUACACAAGAGAUAUUUAUAUUUUUUAACAGAAGAAAAACUAUGAUGGGUAAUUGCUGUUCAAGCCAUUUGAACGUUUGACAAAAACAGGGGACAUGUUUUAAAUGAUUACGUGCUUAAGUUGUCAAAAAGAGGCUAACACGAGAUGAGUGAGGCGGGUGCUGUCGCUGGUCCUCUUUAGUUGCACUUUGAUUGUAUGUUUCUCAUCUGUACUGAUAAGGAGUGUUUGUCGAAACCCAGCAGAAUUACAUUUUCACUUCCGAACCCGCUCUAGCCUCUGUCACUGUUUAAUUCUAAUGAAUAAACCAACGGGUUAGUCCCCCUGCAGGUUUGUUUGUGUAAAGCAGCUGACAUCAGUGAUGUCCUGUAUUAUAACUCAUCAUGUAGAAGAUCGCUGUAUUUUUGGAUUUUCAUGGUCAGUGCUUUGCUCAACGCUUUGUUUUUACUAGACAGAAUGUCCGUGAUUUUUAAUGUAAAAUUUGUAUAGAUUUCUUACCUUGAGCAGUUGGUACAUUUUUUAUAACUGUCUGUUCACCUCUGUAUUUUCUGGUCUUCCUCGUAGGCUGUGCUUUUUGUUGAGAAAUCUUUCGCCUGUGUUGCUUUUGAGAUGGAUGUAAUGAAAAAGUAGCCAUUCCUCUUUUUUCCUCUCUGUUCGGCAGCACUUCCCAUUCCUGUGUGACCCUGCUCAGUCUGAAAUGUUUGUUGCAGAGGGCCUCAUCUUUUGUGCGUUUAAAACAAAAAGAAAAAAAGCCUCAUGUCGUGGUCGAGUGUGCUCCUUGCCUUUGGUUUAAAACCUCUGCUUACUCAAAGUGCAUAGUUCCACCCAAUAUUGACUGUGUUUGGUCAGAGCAGUGGAUUUCUAGCAGACCAGGUUGACAUGGGGUUGUGAGCUGGAAGACCGUUAUUUGUUUUGGUACCGUAGCUGUUGAGCUUAUUGCUUAAGUGUUUUACUUUGUACUCCAGCUUUGAACUUUACAUUCACAAAUUUAAGAUAAGUUUGUCUCAAAUAAUGUUGAUCCAUGUAGUCUUUUUCGUUCCCUUUGUUGACAAUGAUGUCCUGUUUUUUUGUUUUGUUUUUUUUCCCUCUGUAAAUGACGACAUUAAUAAAAAUGAAGUGUAUUCCAAGACUGGUUAUGAAUGGAAUAACAUUGGCUAUAUUUAAUAAAUGUAUUAAUGAGUCUGA